GCGGUGAAUCGAUUCGUUCAUCCAGUGGUGUGCGCGACGGCUGGCCGGGCUUGGGCCGGGCGGGCGGUCGGUCGGUCGGUUGGUCUUCAGUCCUCCUCCUCGAGCCACGGGAUGCACCCUCCAGCCGACGACCCUUGCCACCACGACCAGGAGUGCCGAGAUGCCCAAGUAGCCGAGCGGACGAGCAAGUAGCAGCAAAAAUGAGGAUCGCGCGCACUUUGCUGGCCCAGGCGACGUCGACGAGCACCACCACGACCGUCGAGCCCGGAUUGAUGUUGCUCAACAAUACUUCAGCCACCAGCAACUCAACUGGCGGAUUUUUCACUGACGCCGACAACGAAGACGGAGCCGGCUUCACGGAGGGACAAACGGUGCUGCUGGCGCUUCUGGCCACUCUGCUGCCCCUGCUGCUCAUCGUCCUAAUCGUAUUUUCCGCCAGGGUCGUUUGGCGCAAGUACGGCGGUGCUUCCAGCGGCGACGACGCACCAGGCUUGAGGCGGGCUGAGAGCUCCGAGCCGAACGCGGCCAAAUCUGCAGCCAGCAUGGGUCAUUUGCUGCCAGAGGAGCUGAAGGCGAGCGAGUCGCAGUCGACAGUGACCCCAUCGGUGGACGACCUCUGCGAAAUGACAAAGUCGCCGUUGCUGAGCUCGACGACGCAGCGGGCGGCGACGUCAGGGCCGCCGAGCGUGGCGCCGCUGAGCCACAACCAAGCGAGCGCCAAGAGCGCCAACGGCAGCAUCAUCACCCUCACAAUGCAGAAUAAUCACCUCAUCGUAGAAACAGAGACGGCCGGCGACGCUGACGUGCUGACACAGACGAGCAGCGACGCCGUGUCGACGGACAGCGUGAUGCUGGAGGGUGGUGGCAGUGGCGCCGACGUGUCAGCGCAGGUACACGCGCCGCCGUCUCCGCCGUGCUUUACGGGGCUGAGCGUGUCGUCGACGAGCCUGUCGGCGGCGCCGUCGUACUGCUACUCGACCCAGACGGCGUACGGCGCCACGCCGCUGUGCCAGCCGAUCACGCGACCGCUGCUACUGGCGACGGCCGACGAGCGGCGCCACGCGCCCGACGACCCCAACCACAUCUCAGCUAAGAUUCUGCGGCGCCGCCUGCACUCGGCGUACAGCCAGGUGCUCGACGACGCUGAGUUCGCGCCCAAUCACCACCGCAGCGCCAGCCUGCCGCCCAUUAGGUUCACCAGAACCAACACGGUGACGGCCGAGGCGCCGCCCGCCAUGCCGGCGCCCGCGGUGCCGCGCGGCGCCGGAAAGUUCAAGUCACGCAACUCGCUGCCCUGCAUCAAUCCGCCGCUGCUCGGCAAGAUCUUCGGCGGCAGCGGCGGUGGCACCGCCGCCAGCGACAAGCCGGCAUCCAUCGCCGAGUGAAUUUUGGUGCUCGUUUCGGACUUCUGCGGAAGCGCACGCUCCUGUGAUUUUUUGUCCGUUUUGACGGUAUUUACUUCUUAGGUUUGAGCGCUCGCUGGGUUGUCAUGAGCUCAUUUCAGUGUAAACCUUUAUGUAAAAAGGUUUUAUUAAAGUCAGCUAAUUUAAACAAAACAAAUCAUUAAAUUACAUAAUUUUUCAAUUGGUUCGAAAAUUGUUCAACUAAUCAGGAGUCAUACUCCUUGCGAAACAGCUGUUUCGAUAUUUUUGGCUGAUAGUGACGUCCUUCGAUUUUGUCUUGUGUUGCUUACAAUAAUAGCAGCACUAAACAUUUUAAAAAUACAUUCGUGAUUGUUUAAAAACGAGUCACAUGGCGUUCCAAUUUUCAAUUAGAAAUCAGUUGCGAGAGAUAAGUAUAAUAACUGAAACAACCCGGCCAUGUUUUAUUAUUAAGAAAUUAAAUAUGUACAUUUUUGAACGAGUUAUAUUGAACAAAAAAUUCAUAUUUGAUCAUUGAUCUUCAAAAAUAUUCAUGGCAGUAAAAAGAAACUUCAUUCAAUCGAAAUAUUUCAAAUAAGCAAACACAAUUUAUAUAAAGAGGCAAUUUUUGUUAUUUCACAAAACUUAGUGAAUAGAGUGUUCAUAAAUAUUUUAUUAAAUUUGCUCCUCUCACAUUGCAUCCUAUCAGUUUAUAAUUGUUUCACUCUUUUCACCGAUGACAUCUCAGCGAGAGUAAAUUACAUUAUUUGCUAUAAGUUCCUGCAUUAGUGAAAAGGAAAUGGAUUGCGAUUGUGAGCAGACUGAUUAGAGUUCGUAUAAACUCAAAUUGAUACCUAAGUCUACAGGGAACUGCGGGCAGUGCGAUCCUGUCUGUCCGCAAGUCUCGAUUUGAACGUGCUGUGAAGAGACUUGCAACAAAUAACGCAUUUUAUUUAUUAACGCUUUUAAGUUUGAAACGCGUUGAUUUCCAACCUCGGUUGUUUCUUUCCGCAAUUUGCAAAGUCAGCAGAAUAGCAAUAGACUAUAUAAGCUUGGUGUCACACACAAAACUACGAAAAAAUAUCAAAAUCUAUUCCAAACACACACACACACACACACACGCGCGCGCGCGCGCGUUCUGUUAAAUUUAAAAGAUUCAAUAAUCGCAGUUAGCGCACACAACCUGUACAUAUAUACAAUUCGACUUUCUCCAUUGAUUGUCAUGUAACCCAAUUGUCGUAAAUAAUUCUAAAUGUGAGUAGAUUGCAAAAAAUCGGAUAUUCUCGAUGUCUGAGCUCUGCUAGGAAUCGAUUUCUGCAAAGGCCCUUGCCGCCCGCGCACACAACAAAAAAUCUUUGAAUUUUCACCCCUUUCACCCCUUUGGUGUAUCUAAAAUCCGUGCUUGUAUGUAGUGAAUCCGCUCUCUUUGUUGACGAAAUACAUAUUGCGCACGCACUUGUUGUUAUAGAAAACCCAUAUUGGUCGAGGCAAAUGAAAGUGAGAAAGAGAGAAAGUAAAAAAAUUGCAAAAUGUGUCAUUGGGUCCAAAGUAAAAUGUUUCCAUAUCACCCGAUUAACACGAUCUCAUAUUUCGCUGUAUAAGUGUAGUUUGUGGUGCGUUGGAGUAAAAGCUCACUAUUUAUAUAAAGCAACAAAAUGACCUAAGAAAAUCAAAAUAAUAACGACCACACUUCCUGUUUUGAAUUUUCACGUCGUGAAUAACCCCAUUAUCUGUUUGAAAACUAAUAGCCAAACCAGGAGGCUGCCCGGUAUGAGAGAGAUUCCUGUGAAAAAUCAAAGCAAACCAUGAAGAAAGAGUAUUGUGUUCAUAUAUGAUGGAAAGCAAACUGCCCCUCCCGAAUAUUAGGUCUGUUAUACUGUGGAUGCUUAACUUUGCUUUGUGUUAGAAAAACGUUUAGAUGAAAGUGUUCAGUGUGCUAAUGUCCCUGGGAACGAGCAGUGUGUAUUUGGGAAAUAAUGCAAAUUUUGCGAAUAUAAGUUUACAAAAACCAGCCAGCAAUUUUUGUGAGGCGAUCUUACGGGUUUUUUCAUUGACACUAACAAGCUUUCUUUUUAAAAAAGACACGAUAAAGAGUACAUAGUCAAAAAAGGGAUUUUUGUAUUAAAGGCGAGUUGAGGGUCUCAAGGUCUCGAAAUCGCCGGUAUUGUUUAAAAAUAUUGAAUAAAAAUAAUAUAAUUACAAAUGAUAUUACACAACAUCGCAGUAGACCGUAGCGGAAUAUCGAAAUGGCAUAUAUUAUAUGAUGUAACUUUAAGGCAAUAAACGAUAUGCAGCAAAAAUGAA
Cloeon dipterum is the source of this 3665-nucleotide messenger RNA. RefSeq lists its product as uncharacterized. NCBI's taxonomy places the organism in Eukaryota, Metazoa, Arthropoda, Insecta, Ephemeroptera, Baetidae. Bases 201 to 1385 code for a protein of 394 amino acids. The transcript has 6 exons. The record is from RefSeq and is a predicted model, not a curated record.